GCGCGUCAUCUCUGUCACAUGCGGCGGAGCACAUUCAGACAGGACGGGAGGAGUUCUCAAAAGCAGUGUUGUCAGUGUUUUGGGAGCGCGCAGUAACGGAACAGUUGAAACGUUUGGCGUUGCAGUGCUUCCAUUGAUCGCUCUGGACUGAAGCAGCAAACCACUGGAAUACAUUAUCAGCGAUUCAGCUUGACAAAAUGAGCGGCGGUAAGAGGAUGGAGGAUGAGGCCGUGCUGGACAGAGGGGCCUCGUUACUCAAAAACUUAUGUGAUCAGGAAGAAGUUGAAGGUCACCACACUAUAUACAUCGGUGUGCAUGUGCCUAAGAGCUAUCGGCGACGGAGACGUCAUCGCCGACGCACCAGUCACAAGGACAGAAAGGAGAAAGUGACUGAGAACGCUUCGGACAGGUCGGAUGCAGAGAACAAUGAGGAGGCCAGCAACAGCAUCCUCAAACCACUCAUCUCACCUGCUGCUGAGCGCAUUCGAUUCAUUCUGGGAGAGGAUGAUGACAGUCCAGCACCCCCUCAGCUCUUCACAGAGCUGGACGAGCUACUGUCUGUUGAUGGCCAGGAGAUGGAGUGGAAGGAAACUGCCAGGUGGAUCAAGUUUGAAGAGAAGGUGGAAAAAGGUGGGGAGCGGUGGAGUAAACCACAUGUGGCCACUCUGUCCCUACAUAGUCUCUUUGAGCUUAGGACGUGUAUAGAGAAGGGCACCAUCAUGCUGGACCUAGAGGCCAACACACUGCCAGGGGUCGUUGAAAUGAUCACUGACAGUCAGAUUGAGAACGGUCUCUUGAAAGCUGACCUGAAAGAUAAGGUCAUGUACACCUUGCUGAGGAAGCAUCGCCACCAGACCAAGAAAUCCAAUCUUCGCUCCUUAGCUGACAUUGGCAAGACGGUCUCCAGCGCAAGUAGGCUGUUUUCCACCCCGGAUAAUGCACGUAAUCCACUUGAGACUUCAGUGCCUUGUCUAAUGACUCGCAACUCAGAGGAGGUGUUGCGAGCCCCUGGAAGUCCAAGCAUGGGAUGGCCUAGUAGUCCAACCACCACACAUCGCAACUUGACAUCAAGCAGCCUGAACGAUAUCUCAGACAAACCAGAGAAAGAUCAGCUGAAGAACAAGUUCAUGAAGAAGCUGCCCAGAGAUGCUGAAGCUUCCAAUGUUCUCGUUGGAGAAGUGGACUUCCUGGACAGUCCUUUUGUGGCCUUUGUGAGGCUGCAGCAGGCUGUCAUGUUGGGGGCACUGACUGAAGUGCCUGUGCCCAGCAGAUUUCUGUUCAUUCUUCUUGGACCCAAAGGCAAAGCCAAGUCAUACCAUGAAAUUGGUAGAGCAAUUGCUACUCUGAUGUCCGAUGAGGUCUUCCAUGAAAUUGCGUACAAAGCCAAGGACAGACAAGAUCUCCUCGCUGGCAUUGACGAGUUCUUGGAUGAGGUCAUUGUCCUCCCUCCUGGAGAAUGGGACCCUGCCAUCAGGAUAGAGCCACCAAAAUCCCUGCCAUCCUCAGAUAAAAGAAAGAACAUGUAUGCUGGAGGGGACAGCACACAGAUGAAUGGAGACACGCCUCACAGCGGUGGACACGGGGGCGGGGGGCACGCAGUAGGCGAUGAGUUGAAGAAGACGGGGAAGUUUUGUGGAGGCCUUAUUCUUGAUAUCAAAAGAAAAGCUCCCUUUUUCUUCAGUGAUUUCUACGAUGGACUACACAUCCAGUCUUUGUCUGCCAUUCUUUUCAUCUACCUGGGAACAGUAACCAAUGCCAUCACGUUCGGAGGAUUGCUGGGUGACGCCACAGAGAACAUGCAGGGUGUGCUGGAGAGCUUUCUGGGCACAGCGGUGUCUGGAGCAGUGUUCUGUCUCCUGGCUGGGCAACCUCUGACAAUCCUCAGCAGUACGGGGCCAGUGCUGGUGUUUGAAAGGCUGCUCUUCAACUUCAGCAGGGAGCAUGACUUUGACUACCUAGAGUUCCGUCUUUGGAUCGGCCUGUGGUCGGCCUUCUUCUGUCUAGUCCUAGUGGCCACCGACGCCAGUUUCCUGGUGCAGUAUUUCACCCGAUUUACAGAAGAGGGCUUCUCCUCGCUCAUCAGCUUCAUCUUCAUCUAUGACUCCUUCAAGAAGAUGCUGAAGUUGGCUCAUUAUUACCCCAUCAACUCAGACUAUAAAAUCAAUUACGUCACGCAGUAUGACUGCAUGUGUAUGGCGCCCACUGAUGCCAAUUCUUCAGAUGUGUACACUGAUCCACUUGAUUCAACAUUUAUCUGGACUGUAAAUUACAGCGAUACACGCUUGAAUGCCAGCUGGUCCUCACUGUCAAAGAAGGAAUGCUUGAAAUACGGAGGGGAGCUAGUGGGCACAGCCUGUAACUUUGUGCCCGACAUCACCCUCAUGUCCUUCAUCCUUUUCUUUGGCACCUACACCUGCUCCAUGUGUCUGAAGAAAUUCAAGACCAGCCCGUACUUUCCUACUACUGUGAGAAAACUCAUAAGUGACUUUGCCAUUGUCCUGGCAAUUUUGAUCUUCUGUGGUGUUGAUGCUCUUGUUGGGGUCGAUACGCCAAAGCUCAUAGUGCCAAGUGAAUUUAAGCCAACAAGCCCAAACCGUGGCUGGUUUGUGCCACCGUUCGGAGGGAACCCCUGGUGGGUGUACCUGGCAGCAGCUCUGCCUGCCCUGCUGGUGACCAUCCUGCUCUUCAUGGAUCAGCAGAUCACCGCUGUCAUUGUCAAUCGCAAGGAGCACAAGCUGAAGAAAGGUGCAGGCUAUCAUCUGGAUCUCUUCUGGGUAGCUGUGCUGUUAGCAGUAUGCUCUUUUUUGGGUCUGCCCUGGUAUGUAGCUGCUACAGUUAUUUCCAUCGCCCACAUUGACAGCUUGAAAAUGGAGACAGAGACAUCCGCUCCUGGCGAACAGCCUAAAUUUUUGGGUGUCAGGGAACAGAGAGUCACUGGUGUCUUUGUCUUCAUCCUUACUGGUCUGUCUGUCUUCAUGUCUCCUAUCCUCAAGUUUAUACCCAUGCCAGUGCUGUAUGGAGUCUUCCUCUACAUGGGAGUGGCUUCACUCAACGGAGUUCAGUUUAUGGACCGACUCAAGCUGCUCCUCAUGCCUGCCAAACACCAACCAGACCUCAUCUACCUGCGGCAUGUGCCACUGAGGAAGGUCCAUCUCUUCACUUUCGUCCAGCUGCUUUGCCUGGCGCUCCUCUGGAUCCUCAAGUCCACUGUGGCUGCCAUCGUCUUUCCUGUUAUGAUCUUGGCUCUGGUUGCUGUGAGGAAGGCGUUGGACUAUGUCUUCUCCCAGCACGACCUCAGUUUCCUGGAUGAUGUCAUACCCGAGAAGGAUAAGAAGAAGAAGGAAGAUGAGAAGAAAAAGAAAAAGAAGAAACAAGGGAGCAUAGACAGUGACAUGGAAGAUGAGAAAAGUCCCCUUCAUUCCUUGACCGAUAUGCGUCGUGCUGAAAAGCGCCACUACUUGCAGACCAGCCCGAUGUCAAGUUCAGAGAGACUGCCAUUAAAUGUGCCUCAGAUCAAAAUAGAUAUGGACCCAGAUGACAACAAUGGCUACUACUGGAGGAGUCGAGGGUCUGAGACGUCCAUAUAACUCCUCCAAACUGCUACAUAGAUUUUAUUAGCUCUUCCAAUUUGCAGAAAGCCAUUUGCCAAGGGAUCUUUUAUAAAGACUGUCCCUCAUCACGGAUCCUUUUUGUGAAGACUUGUCUCUCACUCACUUAAUCACUACGGUUUGCAAGUUGUAAUCCCUAAACUAUUAUGCAAUUCAGUUCAUUGUUUGACUUGUGUGUUGAGCUGUAGAGAAAUGCUGUAGCUGUUUUUACACUUUUCUACAACUACUCUCUCCAUUAUUCAUCCAAUGCAAUAUAAGUCUUUCUACCAAAUUCACUUAACAUGACACUAUCUUUCCUUUUCCUUUAUUUUUUUGCUGCUCUACCUCUGUUUUACAUGGUAGGCAUUAUGU
Messenger RNA from Sinocyclocheilus rhinocerous, 3959 nucleotides. RefSeq names its product electrogenic sodium bicarbonate cotransporter 1-like. The record is from RefSeq and is a predicted model, not a curated record. Bases 198 to 3587 code for a protein of 1129 amino acids. The transcript is spliced from 27 exons. Lineage: Eukaryota; Metazoa; Chordata; Actinopteri; Cypriniformes; Cyprinidae. Gene Ontology annotation, biological process: transmembrane transport; regulation of intracellular pH; bicarbonate transport. Gene Ontology annotation, molecular function: sodium:bicarbonate symporter activity; monoatomic anion transmembrane transporter activity; solute:inorganic anion antiporter activity. Gene Ontology annotation, cellular component: basolateral plasma membrane; plasma membrane.